Stegostoma tigrinum is the source of this 830-nucleotide messenger RNA. Its product is annotated as mammalian ependymin-related protein 1-like. Gene Ontology annotation, cellular component: extracellular region; lysosome. Bases 110 to 760 code for a protein of 216 amino acids. The record is from RefSeq and is a predicted model, not a curated record. Lineage: Eukaryota; Metazoa; Chordata; Chondrichthyes; Orectolobiformes; Stegostomatidae. Gene Ontology annotation, molecular function: calcium ion binding. Gene Ontology annotation, biological process: cell-matrix adhesion. The transcript is spliced from 7 exons.
UGCCUUUGUGCUGAAUUAUGUCAUUGGGAGGUUAUCACCUGAUGUUUGUCCCGUGAUGAGGAAGUAUAAAGAGUAACAGUUUGAACGUGAGCCUCAGGAGAGUGACAACAUGGGAGCUGUUCGAGUGAUGAGGUUUGGAAUUCUGGCAGUGGGGGGCAACCCAGAGAAGAUGGCGGCCAUCCUGUUCAUCUGCUCCUUGUUCUUUCUGAGUGCUUUAGGAAGUCAACCAACACCCUGCACUGCACCGGAUCUCCUGGAAGGUCAUAGGUAUACUGGUGACCUGAGGAGAACCUUUGAGGAACAGGAAAGAUUCUCCUACGAUGCUAUUCAAAAGAGGAUAUAUGUGUUCAGAAGGAUGUUGCAAGGAUCUAGCAAAAUGCUGGAAGUGGUGGAUAUCAUGCUAUUCCAGCAGUCUGUCAUGUACCAGUUCUACCCUCAGAACAAGACCUGUGUGAUGUCUGCUCUCCAUACUCCAUUCCAGCCCAUCGCGGUUCCCUCCGACGCCAAGUUCGUCACUCAGAUGUAUGCUGGUGGCUCCUCUGAACCGCGGGAGGGUGUUCUGGCCAAUGUCUGGAGCCUGACACCUCAAGAGGGUGAUAUUUCUUUCCUGUCUUACACGGAUUUCAAUUGUGUCCCUCUGUCUGAGGUCUCCCACAGGAAGGGCAAGGGUUGGAUCUUUGCAACAUUCAUGAACUUGAAUAAGACUAUCCAUGAUCCCAGCGUGUUCACACCUCCUCCAGAGUGCUCUCAUCUGGACUAAGCGCUGAGAAUAUUCUCUCGUGGAGCUGGUGGAACUAUCAGAUUUACUCUAAUAAAGAAUGAUUGUAUCA